AUGGACAGUCACUACAACAACUAUGACGCCGAGAAGGCGCACGACUAUGAGACUGGAGAGAAUCAAAUCGGGUCGGCCACCGUCGCUGGGGAAGCCCAGAGAGGUGGAGAAACACAUAGAGGACUGAAGAGUCGACAUAUCCAAUUCUUGGCACUCGGUGGUGCUAUUGGCACGGGUCUGUUCGUUGGUUCGGGAGGCAUCCUCGCAACCACAGGCCCCGCUCCCUUGUUCAUGGCUUAUUUGUCCAUGAUGCUCAUCGUCUACAAUGUUAUGAAUAAUCUGGCGGAAAUCGUCACGUAUCUGCCAAUGAGUGGUAUUACCAUCCCCUACUUUGUCAAGCGAUUCGUAGACCCGAGUUUGGCCUUCGCAGCUGGAUGGAAUUAUUGGUAUGCGUACGCAAUUCUUGUCGCUGCUGAAGCAUCCGCUGGUGGUAUCCUGUUGGCUUAUUGGGCGCCUAAUGUCAACAAUGCAGUAUGGACCACUAUCUUCCUCGUCCUCGUCUUGUUCCUCAACAUUGUGGCUGUUGAGGUCUUCGGAGAGUCGGAGUUUUGGUUCGCCAGCAUCAAAUUCAUUACUAUCAUGGGACUUAUCAUCCUCGGAUUCGUUAUCAUGCUCGGAGGUAGUCCAAACGACCAAGGAAGACUCGGCUUCAGAUAUUGGAAUGACCCUGGAGCAUUCAAAGAAUACCUUGUCCCGGGCAAUACCGGCAAAUUUCUAGCCUUCUGGACGGCCUUCGUGAGGGCUGGUUUUGCCUUCAUCACCUCUCCCGAGCUGAUUGCGCUUUCCGCUGGAGAGACUGUUGCUCCCCGCCGCAACAUUCCCAAGGCUGCUGGCCGUUUCGUCUGGCGUUUGGCUGUCUUCUACGGACUCGGCUCCUUCAUCAUCGGCGUCAUUGUUCCCUCCAACGAUGGCAAACUUCUGAGCCCUGAUUCCAAUGCCUCGGCAUCGCCCUUUGUCAUUGGUAUCCAGCGUGCUGGAAUCUCUGGUCUCAACCAUGUCAUCAACGCUGCCAUUUUGACCUCUGCCUGGUCUGCCGGAAAUGCCUUCCUGUUCUCCGGUUCGCGUAUCCUCUACGGUAUGGCUCUCGAUGGCAACGCGCCAAAAUUCUUCGGUCGAACAUCCAAGAAGGGUGUCCCAUGGGCUGCCGUUCUUGCAACCUGGGCAAUCGGCCUUCUCGCUUAUCUGAACGCCUCCAACACCGGUGCGCAGGUGUUCACCUGGUUCGCCAACAUCUCCACCAUCUCUGGCCUUAUCGCUUGGAUCGUCUGCAUCAUCACCUACAUCCGCUUCCGCAAGGCCAUGGUCUACCAAAACCUCCUCCACACUCUCCCCUACAGGACCCCCCUCCAGCCAUACUUGGCGUACUUCACCCUUGUCGUCCUCAUCAUCCUCACCCUCACCAAUGGAUUCCAAGUCUUCUUCCCCGAGAAUUGGAACGUAUCCGACUUUUUGGCCGCCUACAUCACGCUUCCAAUCUUCUUUGUGCUCUACGCUGGACACAAGAUCUUCUACAGGACGCGCUUCGCCAUCCCAAUCCCUGACAUCGAUGUCAUCAGCGGAAAGAGGGAGAUGGACGAGCUGUGCGCUAACGACCAUGCACCAAUCCCGAAGAACGUCUGGCAGAGGAUUUGGUUCUGGAUUGCUUGA
This is a messenger RNA of Aaosphaeria arxii CBS 175.79, 1647 nucleotides long. RefSeq names its product amino-acid permease inda1. Gene Ontology annotation, biological process: amino acid transmembrane transport. The record is from RefSeq and is a predicted model, not a curated record. Gene Ontology annotation, cellular component: membrane. Gene Ontology annotation, molecular function: amino acid transmembrane transporter activity. Bases 1 to 1647 code for a protein of 548 amino acids. NCBI's taxonomy places the organism in Eukaryota, Fungi, Ascomycota, Dothideomycetes, Pleosporales. The transcript has 3 exons.